Messenger RNA from Penicillium maclennaniae, 1098 nucleotides. RefSeq names its product Zn(II)2Cys6 transcription factor. The record is from RefSeq and is a predicted model, not a curated record. Lineage: Eukaryota; Fungi; Ascomycota; Eurotiomycetes; Eurotiales; Aspergillaceae. Gene Ontology annotation, molecular function: DNA-binding transcription factor activity, RNA polymerase II-specific; zinc ion binding; RNA polymerase II cis-regulatory region sequence-specific DNA binding. Gene Ontology annotation, cellular component: nucleus. The transcript is spliced from 3 exons. Bases 1 to 1098 code for a protein of 365 amino acids. Gene Ontology annotation, biological process: positive regulation of transcription from RNA polymerase II promoter by galactose; DNA-templated transcription.
AUGGUUUCAAGCCAGAGUCCGAGUCUGCAGCCCGCUGCGGACGAGCCGGCUCCCAAGCGUACUAAGCGACCGCGUGCUGCCCAAGCUUGCGACCGCUGCAGGACCAAGAAGUACAAGUGCGACGAGCAGUAUCCAUGUGCCCAUUGUAGAAAAAGUGGAUUGGAUUGCGUAUACCAAGGCAACUAUCGUGAGCGUGAAAGCAGUCGGUCUGCUAGCUAUGUCGUUGAUCUGGAGAAGAAAGUGGAAGAGCUGGCGUCGAAAUUGCGCAAUGCCGAGGCCCAAAUUGCAGCAUCGCCACAGCGCCCCAAGGGGCCAAUGAGCCAACCACAACUGUCCACAGGAAUUGAGACACCGCCAGCCUCUAUGGUCCAAACUGGGUCAACGCCUGGCGACGCGACAAAGAUGCCCGGUGAGGCACGGGAGGGGUCAACAGAGAGUGCCGACGACGAAAUCAAUGAGUUGAAUCAUCAUACGAAUGGAAUCGAAUUCCACGGAAGCACCUCAUCUGCGGCACUUAUCGGUCACCUUAAAAAGGCACGAGAGACAAAAAACCCCGAGGAGCGUCUUCCUCGCCCUCCAGAUUUCUCAUUGAUCUCUACAUUGCAUAAUCCGAGCUUCUCGCCAUCCUGUACCACUGGCCCAGCUCAUCCGACAUUGCUCGCAUCUAUCGAACACCAGAAUUAUUAUUUCGACCAAGCGCAUGUCUUCAUGAAUGGAUAUUUCGAGAACAUUCAUUUCAUUCACCCAUUCAUCGACAAGGAAGACUUUCUGGUGCGCGCCAACGACCUCUGGUUUAACCGAGCGCAUACCCCCGAGCCUAGCUUCGUUGCUUUAUACCUGAGUGUGCUCUCAAUUGGGUCCCUAGUGCGCGUAUGGGACGAGAGCUCCCUUGCUGGAAUGGGGCGAUUCGAAUGGAGUCGCAAGUUAUUUGGCGAGGCUCAAGCCUAUCUGAAUUAUUUACGGUUCUCGAAUGAUCUUGAGACAGUACAGUGUCUUUAUUUGAUGGUUCGUUAUUGUUACCUUCUUCCAGGAACUUAUCUGACUAAAAGGCAAAGGCGAAAGUUUGCCAAAAUGAACUCAACCCCAACUGUGAGUUGA